Messenger RNA from Drosophila elegans, 1298 nucleotides. RefSeq names its product histone H1 (gene BigH1). Gene Ontology annotation, molecular function: structural constituent of chromatin; DNA binding. The transcript is spliced from 2 exons. Gene Ontology annotation, biological process: nucleosome assembly. NCBI's taxonomy places the organism in Eukaryota, Metazoa, Arthropoda, Insecta, Diptera, Drosophilidae. Gene Ontology annotation, cellular component: nucleosome. The record is from RefSeq and is a predicted model, not a curated record. The coding region runs from base 137 to 1195 and encodes 352 amino acids.
AUUUUAGGCAUGUGCUUGGUCGGCGAUUUCAUUUACUUGUUGUAACUCUGCGUGUUAAGAAGUUCUAGUGUCGUGGUCCCGUCUUAAAAAUUGUUAGGUAUUAAUUUUUUUGUUUAACUAAAUCCCAACCGCUGCCAUGAAACUGGAGAUGCUAGAUCAUAUUGACAGCUCGGACGACGAGGGCGAAGAGGAGAUGCAGUCUGAUCAUAACGAAUCCGAUGUAGGCGAAGAAGAUGAGGAAGUGGAGGAGGAUGAGGAGGAGGAGGAGGAGCAGUCGGAUGGAGUCUUGGCGGAGUCCGAUAAUAUGAAAGCUACCCGACAUCCCUAUCCUACUCCACCACCCGAUGAUGGUUCAAAAAUGGCGUCACCCGAUUCCGGCAAAAAUAAGUUGGUUAAAAAGAGUGCCGCCAAGAGCUCGCUCCAAUCCCUAGCACUCAUGGCCAUCGGAAAGCUGUCGAGUCGUUCUGGAUCAUCGGUUCAGGCCAUCAUGGCAUAUCUCAAGGAAAAUGGUCAAGAGUGGAAGGAUCCAAAGAAAACCGCUCGCAUUAUGUAUCGGGCCCUCAAAGUUGCCGAGACCAAUGGCGAGGUGGUUAUGGUGAAGCGAUCCUUCAAACUCACCGACAAGUACAAGAGCUCCUCCAAGGCUGAGGAAAAAAUGAAGGCUCAAAAGCAGAAGGAAAAGGUGAAGAAGGCAAAGGCCGAAAAGCUUGAAAAGGAGAAGGCCGAAAAGAAAGAGGCCAAGGUCAAGGCCAAGGAAAAGAAAGCUAAGAAGGAGAAAGCCAACAAGCCAUCCGAACGAAAAACGAAGGAACCCGGAAAGAAGAAGAAAGCCGAGGGAGCAGCAAAGCCUCCAAAGUCGAAAGCGGCCGCCGCAGCUGCUGCACAGGCUAUGUUGGAAACUCCAGAAGCCGCGGCCACAGGAGUGGCCAAAAAGGCAGCUAAACCCAGCGCUAAGAGAAAAUCGGAAUCGUCCGAGGUGGGAAAGUCGAAAAAACCGCGAAAAUCUAUCGGAACUCUGGCACAGCCCAAGGCGACCAGGCCGAAAGUGAAGGCGGUCAAGAAACUGGUGGCUGGCAAGGAAGUUAUCUCUCAAUCCGAAAUCCUCCCAUCCGAUUUUUCUGAGGACCAGGCCUUGUCCACUUCCACUCCUCAAGGAACUUCGAAAGAAAAGCGCAAGCGCAAGGUUCAAUUAUAGUUUGAUUGUUAUCCUUAGUUCAAAAACAUUCGUAAAAAAUAGUUUUUUUAAUUAUGGAUUAAAGAAAACUAUUAGAUACCCGUUACUCAGCUUACAAUUUUAU